This is a messenger RNA of Penicillium pulvis, 1326 nucleotides long. Its product is annotated as splicing regulator NSRP1-like domain-containing protein. Gene Ontology annotation, biological process: regulation of alternative mRNA splicing, via spliceosome. The transcript has a single exon. NCBI's taxonomy places the organism in Eukaryota, Fungi, Ascomycota, Eurotiomycetes, Eurotiales, Aspergillaceae. Bases 1 to 1326 code for a protein of 441 amino acids. The record is from RefSeq and is a predicted model, not a curated record.
AUGGCGCCACAAUUCUCUACUGGCCUCAAUAUGCCGAACAAGAAGCCUGGCCCAAAGCCAGGAAAUCCUCUUGGACAAAAGCGCAAGAACAUCUUCGAUGACGACUCUGACGACGAAGGCAAACAAAAUGACAACGGCGAAGUCGAGGUAUCCACCCUCGGUGGCCUAGACGCUCCAGCUCCCCCGAAACCAUCAAAAGCAGGACCACCACCCAAAAGAAAGAUGCAAUUGGGCAUGGGCAAGCCUAGUUCCAAGCCGAUAAGCAAGAACUCGAUUUUCGCCAACGACGAGGAGGAAGACGAGCAAAAGGACAAGGAACGCCAGGGUGGGGUACAAUUCGGAUUGAAUCAGUCAAAAGAUGCAGGUGCUCCCAAGGAUUUCACCAACCUCUCUGCGCUACAUAGCAGCAAACAGCACGCCAAAGAAGCCGAAGAAUUGGACCCGUCGAUCUACUCCUACGAUGCCAUUUACGAUAGCUUGCACGCCAAGCCCGAUAAGUCGAAGACCGAAAGCAAGAGUGACGUGCCGAAGUACAUGGAGAACUUGCUACGCAGCGCUGAAAUUCGCAAACGAGACCAGCUCAGAGCGCGCGACCGACAACUAGCACAUGAGCGUGAAGCCGAGGGCGACGAGUUUGCAGACAAGGAAAGCUUCGUUACAAGUGCCUAUAAGGCCCAGCAGAUCGAGAUGCGCAAGUUAGAAGAGGAGGAGGCUCAACGGGAGAAAGAGGAGGAGGAGCGACGGAAAAAGAAUGGCGGUUCUGGUAUGGUCGGCUUCUACAGGGACGUUUUGUCGCGGGAUGAGGCCAAGCAUAACGAGGUCGUCAAAGCUGCGGAAGAAGCAGCUCGACGAGUUAAAGAAGGCGAGAUUACCGAGGACACAGCGACAGAGUCAGGAGAAAAGUCAGAAGCCCAGAAGGCAGCGGAUCUCAAUGCACAGGGCGCUCGUAUUACAGUUAAUGACGAAGGUCAAGUGGUGGACAAGCGCCAACUGCUAUCUGCUGGUCUAAACGUGGCACCGAAGCCGAAAACGGGCCCCGCCGCACAACCGGCUUCUCGCGGGCCAGUGGGACGGACUGGGCCUCCUGCGGGCUACCAGGCUGGCCGUGGCGCUCAGCGGGCCCGCCAGACCGAGAUGGUUGCACAGCAAUUGGAGGAGCGUGCGCGGCAAGAGGAGGAAGCGGAAGCUGCCAAACAAAAGGAAAUGGCAGAAAAGAUCCGCAGUCGCAAGACAGCAGGGGAUGUCUCCAGCGCCAAAGAGCGGUAUUUGGCUCGGAAAAAAGAACGCGAGGAAGCUGCCGCGAAGGCAAAGGCCAAUACCAACUGA